AUGCCUGAGGGUUGGAACCAUACGCAACUCAGCUUACUGCCGAAAACUCUCAACCCUUCUGAUAUGAAAGAUAUGAGGCCUAUAAGCUUAUGCUCAGUUCAGUAUAAGAUCAUAUCGAGAAUCAUGUGUGAUCGACUCAAAAGGGUUCUUCCGGAUUUGGUUUCUGAAACCCAAGGUGCUUUUGUGGCAGGGAGAUUGAUCACUGACAACAUAAUCAUCGCUCAUGAACUGGUGCACGGGCUCAGGACUAAUCAGAAAGUGGGGGAGAGCUACAUGGCCAUUAAGACAGAUAUGUCGAAAGCAUACGAUAGAGUUGAGUGGAACUUCGUUGAAACUCUACUCGAAAAGAUGGGCUUUGAUCGUAUCUGGGUGAGAUGGCUUAUGGCGUGUAUCAACUCAGUCACCUUUGCAGUACUUCUUAACGGUCGUUCCCAUGGUUUCAUCAAACCAGAACGAGGUAUAAGACAAGGGGAUCCCCUGUCCCCUUUCCUCUUCAUACUGUGUGCUGAAGCCUUAGUGAGCAUCCUCAACCACGCCGAAAGCCAAGGUCGUCUUCAUGGGAUAAAGCUCACUGAAAAAACGCCGGCGGUGCACCACCUUUUGUUCGCGGAUGAUAGCUUACUGAUGUGUAGAGCAGACUUGAUGGAAAGCGAAGAGAUAUCGAGGUGCCUUCAGACCUACGGCAGCGCUUCUGGUCAGGUUAUUAAUACUUCGAAGUCAUCGAUUAUAUUUGGAUCGAAAAUACCUGAACCAAGAAAAGAAGAGAUCAAAAAUACGCUUGGGAUUCACAAGGAAGGUGGUGAAGGCACCUAUCUGGGUCUCCCUGAGGUUUUCAAAGGUUCUAAACGUGAUCUGCUCAACUUCAUAAAAGAAAAACUCGAAGGCAGACUGCAAGGAUGGUACUCUAAAACAUUAUCGAUGGGAGCCAAAGAAGUUUUGAUCAAAUCAGUGGCUAUGGCUCUUCCCAUCUAUGCCAUGUCUGUUUUCUUGCUUCCCAAGGAGUUAUGUGCCAGAAUUACAAGCGCAGUUGCAGAGUUUUGGUGGAGUAGUGGUGACAAGAAACGGAGGAUCCCUUGGGUUGCUUGGGAAAAAUUGUGCAAACCGAAAAAUAUAGGAGGUAUGGGAUUUCAUGACAUUGGGAGAUUCAAUCAGGCUCUACUCGGUAAACAGGCUUGGAGGAUAUGGAGCCAACCUGACUCUCUUGUGGCUAAAGUUUUGAGAGGAAGGUACUUCUCUCGUAGCUCUUUCCUUGAGUGUGGCACUGGUACACGCCCCUCUUUUGCUUGGCGUAGCAUUCUCCAGGGGAGAGAACUGUUGAAACAAGGUCUUUGUCGCUACAUAGGGAAUGGAGAGCAAACAAAUGUGUGGGUUGAAAACUGGAUCAUUGACACUGUGCCUCGCCCACCGAUGUACAGAGCAGAUAGUGUUAUUGAUCUCACUCUAAAGGUGUCCGACUUACUCAUUUCUGGCUCAGACAGGUGGAAUAGGAAUCUGGUGCUUCAGACAUUUACUGAUGAGGAUGCAGCUCGAGUACUCUUUCUAAAGCCAAAGAUCUCUCAAGAAGAUGAUUACCGGUGGGGAUUCACCGAGCAUGGAGCUUAUUCUACGCAAAGUGGCUAUAGAUUGACUGAAGCAAUCUUGGAACUAAAUGCACAAGGAGGCCGGACUAUACCACCAAUUGAAAAGAAGCUUUGGAGUGACUUAUGGAAGGUCAAGGCUCCUCCUAAACUUAAGCACUUCUUAUGGAGGGCCAUGUCUGGAGCUUUAGCAGUAAAAGAGCGUCUGCAGACCCGAGGAAUCCCAAUCAACAACACUUGUCAGAGAUGCGGUCAAGCCAGCGAAACCAUCUGCCACGCUUUGUUCACAUGCAAUAUGUCCCAUCAGGCUUGGGAGUUGGCCAACAUACCAUUGCCUCAAGUAGGCUUCUCGCGGAACUCGGUAUUCCUCAACUUGAUCCAUCUCAUCACUCUGUCAAAAAACCAUAACUCUGACGAUCGCAUACGACAAGUCUUUCCAUGGAUUAUGUGGCAAGUUUGGAAGGCAAGGAACUCUCUGGUCUUCAAAAACCUCCAUGUUAAUCCACACAAUAUAGUGGCACAGGCUUACGAGGAGGCAGAGCUAUGGCGACAAGCUCAAAACAUAGUUCCCGAUUCAGAGGAGGGGACGGUUAACAACAAAUGGCGCAAACCCCCACAAGGAUCUUUCAAAUGUAACAUAGGCUCUUCUUGGAGUAACUCUUUCAACCCAAGCGGGGUCUCAUGGAUAUUGAGGGAUUACAAGGGUUUUACCACUCUCCAUAGCAGAAGAGCCUACUCUGGUCUACGGUCCAAAGAGGAAGCUGAUCUUUAUUCUAUGUUAUGGGCAGUUGAAAGCAUGCGGGAUCUUCGUCAACAUCACGUUUCCUUUGAGUCCUCCUCUCCUGAGUUGAGACAAAUCCUGCUGAAUCCGUACCACUUCAAUCACUUCCACCACCUUGUAUCUGCUAUUAUGUAUAAUUUGCAGGCCAUCGAGGGGUGGAGUAUUCAUCACACAAGCCUUGAGUGCAAUUCGGCUGCAGGUGCAAUAGCUGCUUCAGUGACAACGGGCCGACGGUACCAAUCGUAUGUUGCUUCCAACGGUCCUGCUUGGCUCCACACUCUUUUAACAGUUGAAGCGGCCUCGUGA
Messenger RNA from Brassica napus (rape), 2664 nucleotides. RefSeq lists its product as uncharacterized. The record is from RefSeq and is a predicted model, not a curated record. Lineage: Eukaryota; Viridiplantae; Streptophyta; Magnoliopsida; Brassicales; Brassicaceae. Gene Ontology annotation, molecular function: RNA-DNA hybrid ribonuclease activity; nucleic acid binding. Bases 1 to 2664 code for a protein of 887 amino acids. The transcript has a single exon.